UCAAGUAAAGUUGAUGGAUGUGGAAACGCUGUAGAAGCAUAAUUUACCAUCUUAAUUCUUUCCCUUGAUCUUGAGGAGCCGGAAGGGCUGUGGCCGUCACUGGGAUACAAUGUCAGAGCCUUCCAAGCACUUCGCUUGGGCCGUGUGCCAUGCGAUGCUUCCGCCCACCCCCUCACUUGGUCACCACAACAGUCAGAUGGGGUUAUCCAGACCCACUGUGAGGAAGUGACUUUUACCUGGGGGAGACUCUGGCCAGGGUAGAGCUAAAGCUCCUGAAACUUGCAUUUUUGGACAGAACCCUGGGGAUUUCCACCAGGGCAGCGAGCACCCUCACCGAGAAUUCUGGGCUCCCUCAAGGUCCCGGGGAACACAGCAGCCAUCAGCUGUGACUCUCUGCCGAUGUCCCCAGGGAGGAGGAGGAGGAGGAAGCCAGCAGCCGCCCAAGAAUGACUGGACACUCCUAAAGCGUUCUGUCACCAUCCAGGGGAUUUUUUGCACCACGAAGGGUAAUUCCUGCCCCAUCCCUGCUGUGACUCAGCUGUGACGUUGAACCACACAAGCCGACGAAAAGAUAAAGUCGUCAGACUCCUGCUCACCAGACAGAACUCACCUCUUCUCUCAGCACAGAUUCCACAGGGCUGGUCUCCUCCCCACAGUUGCUUAGACCGGGAGCCCCUGGCCAACCUGGGACCCCAGGAUGGCGUCUGGCCCAGCCAGCAGCCCCCACCCAGCCCCUGAUGAGAACGAGUUUCCCUUUGGGUGCCCCCCCACCGUCUGCCAGGACCCAACAGAGCCCAGGGCCCUCUGCUGUGCGGCCUGUCUCUCUGAGACCGUGAGGACCAGCGAGGACCGGCUCUGUCCAAAAUGCAGAGGGGAUGACCCCCAGUCUGUAAGCCCGGGAAGCCUCCUGUCUCAGGAGAAGGAUCACCCUGAGGAGGCUGAGGCUGAAGUUGGGUGCCCCUUUGCUGGUGUUGGCUGCUCCUACAAGGGGAGCUCAAAGCUUCUGCAGGAGCAUGAGGUCACCUCCCAGACCACCCACCUAAACCUGCUUUUGGGGUUCCUGAAUCAGCGGAAGGCCCAGCAGGGCGCGGGCCUGAGCUCUAGGCCCAUGGCCCUGGAGCAGAAUCUGUCAGACCUGCAGCUGCAGGCAGCUGUGGAGGUGGCGGGGGACCUGGAAGUGGACUGCUACCGGGCGCCCCGCUCUGAGAGCCAGGACGAGCUGGCCCUGCAGCACUUCAUGAAGGAGAAGCUCCUGGCUGAGCUGGAGGGGAAGCUGCGCGUGUUUGAGAACAUCGUCGCUGUCCUCAACAAGGAGGUGGAAGCCUCCCACCUGGCUUUAGCAGCCUCCAUCCACCAGAGCCAGCUUGACCGCGAGCAUAUCCUGAGCUUGGAACAGCGGGUGAUGGAGCUGCAGCAGACCCUGGCUCAGAAAGACCAGGCCCUGGGCAAGCUGGAGCAGAGCCUCCGCCUCAUGGAGGAGGCCUCCUUCGAUGGCACCUUUCUCUGGAAGAUCACCAAUGUCACCAGGCGCUGCCACGAGUCAGCCUGUGGCAGGACCCUCAGCCUCUUCUCCCCAGCUUUCUACACUGCCAAGUAUGGCUACAAGCUCUGCCUGCGUCUCUACCUGAACGGGGAUGGGACGGGGAAGAGGACCCACCUGUCACUCUUCAUCGUGAUCAUGAGAGGGGAGUACGAUGCUCUGCUGCCCUGGCCUUUUCGGAACAAGGUCACCUUCAUGCUGCUCGACCAGAACAACCGAGAGCACGCCAUCGAUGCCUUCCGGCCCGACCUGAGCUCAGCGUCCUUCCAGCGGCCCCAGGGUGAGACCAAUGUGGCCAGCGGCUGCCCGCUCUUCUUCCCCCUCAAUAGGCUGCAGUCGCCCAAGCAUGCCUACGUGAAGGAUGACACCAUGUUCCUCAAGUGCAUCGUGGAGACAAGUGCUUAGGGCGGGGAGGGCUGUGCCGGCCGCACCUGACUCCCGAGGGAGCACCAGAGUACACUGGUGUACUCUCAGUACGAUGACUGAGGUCCUGUCCAUGGCGUCCAGGAUCCCGGGGCACCGUGAUGGGCCAGGCCGGCAUGAUCUGAGCAGGACUGACUGACCAUGGCUGGCCGUCAGCUUCGGUGGCAGCGGGGCCCCCGGGCUGGGCCCACAAAGGUCCAGAAGGAGGCGGUAGCAGGAUUGUUGUCCUCUACGCUGACCACAGGACAUUGGAGUCACUCCAGCCCUGCAUGUUGAGGCAGCCUGUGACCAAGAUGGGGAGGGAAGAGGGACCGGGCCUGGGGCAUGGAGGGUGAGCAUGGGGAGGAGGAAAGAAGCUCUCUGAGCAGGGCAGCUCUCUGGACAGGAAGGUCUCUGUACUGGGGUGGGGAGGGCGGGGUGGCAUCAAGUUGGGACUUGGGUUUGAAGACCUUGAGGUUCCUUCCAGCCCAGAAAGCCUCCAGGUCUGGGCCUCCUGGUGCAGGAGAGUCCUAGGGCUGCAGGGGUGCUAGAAACAUUCAGGAGCCUCGUGGCCUCCAGGUUCCUCUGUCAUCUUCAGGGCCACCCCGUGGCCGAGCCAGCCUGCGCAGCACCUGCCACCCCGGGUCUGGCAGCCCCGUUCCCCAGCAUGCGGGGGCCGCGCAGGUCCAUGCUUCUGCUGGGAGGACUCCCCUGCACCUCCUCCAGGUGAAACCAGGUCCCUCAGCUCCCAGGAGCAGCGAGAAGAAAGGUGGAGGAGGGGGCCAUAAACCCUCCGCUCGCCCUCCCUCAGAGGCCCUACCUUCGGCGCUUUCCAGAAUCUCAUGUCACCUAAUUAACCGAGGUAUUUCCUUCUUUCAGUUGACUGAUCAGGGUCUCUGAGCCACUGAGCAGAGGUUGUCCUUUUAAAUAUGUAUAAAACCAAAGAAAGAGAUUG
Molecule: messenger RNA, 2897 nt
Organism: Neomonachus schauinslandi (Hawaiian monk seal)
Lineage: Eukaryota; Metazoa; Chordata; Mammalia; Carnivora; Phocidae
Gene: TRAF1
Product: TNF receptor associated factor 1
Exons: 9
Coding region: 698-1945 (415 amino acids)
Biological process (GO): regulation of canonical NF-kappaB signal transduction; positive regulation of JNK cascade; tumor necrosis factor-mediated signaling pathway
Cellular component (GO): plasma membrane signaling receptor complex; cytoplasmic side of plasma membrane
Molecular function (GO): zinc ion binding; tumor necrosis factor receptor binding; ubiquitin protein ligase binding
Source: RefSeq, a predicted model, not a curated record